AACAGCUAUGACUAUAUUACAAAUAAAAUUACAGAGUGUCAAAUUAUUAAACAAGAGAUUAUAGACGAGGAGAACGCUCAGAAUUAUCAAAAUGAUAAACAAGAGAUGACAAAUAAGAAGAAUAUUCAGAAUGAUUGGAAAACAGAGCGAGAGGAUAUUGACGAAAUUAAUUAUGAAGAGGAAGCUGUUACUUUAACGGAACAUAACAAAAUGGCAGCGUCAGUUGACUUAGCGACGGAUGAUUCUGAGAUAAAUAUUACUAAAAUGAAAUAUGAAUAUCUGCAAACCACAAAAGAAUUAAUAAAAUCUCUGCUUUUGUUACAAAUAAAACUACGGAAGGACGCUCGGAAUUAUCAAAACAAUACACAGAACGUGGCAGAUGAAAAAAAUAUUCAGAAUGAUUGGAAAACAGAUCGAAAAGAUAUUAACGAAAUUAAUUACGAAAAGGAAGCUGUUACUUUAACAGAACAUGUCGAAACGGUAGCGUCAGUUGACUUAGCGACUGAGACAGAUAUUAUUGAAAUGAAAUAUGAAGAUCUGAUGCAAGCCUCAAAAGAACAAAUUGAUAACAGCUCUGACUUUGUUAUAAAUAAAACUACAGAUGAAGAUACAAAUAAAAUUACACAGGGGUGUCAAAUUACUAAACGAGAAAUAAUGGACGAGAAAAACGCUCCGAAUUAUCAAGAUGAUACACUGGAGAUGACAGAUGAGAAAAUUAUUCAGAAAGAUUGGAAAACAGAUCAAAAAGACAUUAAUGAAAUUAAUUACGAAAAGGAAGCUGUUACUCUAACGGAAUGUAACAAAACGGCAGCGUCAGUUGACUUAGCGACGGAUACUGAGGAAUUGUGUACUAUAUAUGGCGCCCUUACUGAUGUAAGGCCUUAUAAAUGCGAAGUAUGCAAGAAGAAGUUUGCAUGGAAAUCGAGCCUGACUGUCCAUAAAUGUGUUCAUAGUGAUGUAAGGCCUUAUAAAUGCAAUGUAUGCGAGAAGAAGUUUGCAAGGAAAAAAUAUCUGAUUCUCCAUAAACGUGUUCAUAGUAAUGUACGGCCUUAUAAGUGCGAUGUAUGCGAGAAGAAGUUUACAAGAAAAGAUUAUCUGAUUCUUCAUGAACGUGUUCAUAAUGGAGAACGGCCUUAUAAAUGCGAUAUAUGCGAGAAGAAGUUUGCAAGGAAAGAUUAUCUGACUGUCCAUAAACGUGUUCAUAGUAAAGUACAGCCUUAUAAAUGCGACGUGUGCUCAUCCAGUUUCAAGCACUUGAACGGUAUGAAACAACAUUAA
This is a messenger RNA of Wasmannia auropunctata (little fire ant), 1278 nucleotides long. Its product is annotated as zinc finger protein 737-like. Bases 106 to 1278 code for a protein of 390 amino acids. The record is from RefSeq and is a predicted model, not a curated record. The transcript has 3 exons. Lineage: Eukaryota; Metazoa; Arthropoda; Insecta; Hymenoptera; Formicidae. Gene Ontology annotation, biological process: regulation of transcription by RNA polymerase II. Gene Ontology annotation, molecular function: DNA-binding transcription factor activity, RNA polymerase II-specific; RNA polymerase II cis-regulatory region sequence-specific DNA binding.